Mya arenaria is the source of this 388-nucleotide messenger RNA. RefSeq lists its product as uncharacterized. Bases 6 to 350 code for a protein of 114 amino acids. The transcript has 3 exons. Lineage: Eukaryota; Metazoa; Mollusca; Bivalvia; Myida; Myidae. The record is from RefSeq and is a predicted model, not a curated record.
CCUCAAUGAUCAUGGCAGAUGAGCCAACGUCUGAGGCCACUAUCCCAGAAACAUCAGGAGGUCCAUUGAAGUCGUGCAGACAAAAGACCGGGAAAGCAAAAAGAAAAAUUGUCACCACGGAGCAGUCCACAAUAAAUGAAUUAACUGCAGAAAACCUAUCGCUUGACAAUGUCAGGAUUAGGGAGGAGACCAAACAAAUCAAGCUCCAGAUGGACCUAUUAUUAGAACAAAAAAAUGCACUUAUUUCAGUGAAGAUUUCUGAUGCUGCCAAAAGUUAUUAUUUACAAAGGUCUUCCAUUGAGUUUCAUUCAGGAAAUCCUUUUGUAGAUUCCUUUACUUUUAAUAAAUAAUUCUGCUCAACCAAUUCAUUGGAUAUUUGAAAGUAACA